Acanthosepion pharaonis is the source of this 1995-nucleotide messenger RNA. Lineage: Eukaryota; Metazoa; Mollusca; Cephalopoda; Sepiida; Sepiidae. The record is from the annotation of a GenBank genome assembly.
AUGUCCAACUCCUAUUCGCUCUCUGCUUCGCGCUUAUUAUUUCAGGGAGAGGAGGGGGAAAUGAGGACAAUAAGGAAUGGAAAGAUCAAGGAAAGGGAGAAAAAAGAUGUUUUUCUUUAUUUCUUGAAAGAAAAAUAUCUUCGCUUUCAUUUAACGGUUGUUGCCUUGGAGGAGCAUCCAAUAAACAAUGGGUGGAGUUUGAAUGGCAACUACAUCAGCACUCCAUUGAUUGAGAAGGUAUUCCGUGCUGUUGACAGAGCAAAUUACUAUCUGCCAGAACAUCGUGACAAUGCCUAUAAAGAUGUGGCUUGGAAACAUGGGCAUUUACAUUUAUCAGCACCCUGCAUUUAUUCAGAGGUUAUGGAAUCUCUCAAACUGGAACCAGGGCUCUCUUUUCUAAAUCUUGGAAGUGGUACUGGAUACCUUAGUACCAUGGCUGGUCUCAUUUUAGGUCCGUACGGUAUAAAUCAUGGCAUUGAGUUGCACAAUGAUGGUGUGCAAUAUGCCCUUGAUCGUCUUGAAGAAUUUAAACUAAAAUCAGAAAUGUUUGACGAGUUUGAAUUUUGUGAACCAAAAUUUGUGGUUGGCAAUUGCCUUCAAUUGAACUCUGGUGUACGUCUUUAUGACCGUGUCUACUGCGGUGCAGCUUGCCCAGCAGAACAUGAAAAUUACAUGAAGAAUCUCAUUAAUGUGGGUGGCAUUCUUGUUAUGCCUCUCAAUGACCAGUUGUUACAGAUUCGUCGAAUAAGCGAGACAAGUUGGGAGACAAAAAAUGUCCUUCCUGUGUCCUUUGCAUCCCUUGUUCCUCCAAAAGACAGUAAUACAGAAACUGUUGAGUUACCUGAUGUCCAGCUGCCUAGUCUUCAAGAUGUUGCCCGUAUUGCCAUCCGUAGCAUCCUGCGUGCCAACAUCCUCAAAGAAUAUCCCUAUCUGCAUAAUAACCACAGAACCAAACGCAAAGCCAGCAAGAAUGGCAAAAAUGGCAAAGCUACCAAAGACAGACGGAUUCAAUUCCAAAUGAUGAUGCUAGAGCGUUGCUAUAGUGACGAUGAUGAUGAUGAUGAUGACGAUCAGUACUUUCCAAAUGUCAUCUCUCCUUCAAGCUCAGAGGAAAGUGUCAGCUCUGAACAUGAUACAGCCGAAGAGGAAUCUUCUGACCAAACAGUCCCUGGUGGUGUGCGACGACGGGCUUGCCCUAAGUCAUCAAAUUCCUUGAGUGUAAAGAUGGAAGUUGAUGAACAGAGUGAUGGUUCAUCUACACCUGUGAAAAAGUUGCCUCGCUACCGCACCCGCUUUCGGAUUGGGCAAACUUUAGGUGCCAGUGAGGAAAAAGAUGAGGAAGAAGAAGCUUGUACACCCACCACCGCUGCCGAGUCAAUGGACACCAGCAAUGGUCGGAAAAAAACUAACGAUAACAUCUCUGAUGAUGAUUCAGACUCUGAAGAGGAGAACUUUGGAUUUACUAAUCCCAAAUUGUUGAAACGCAAUGUGUUUGCCGCACGUACAUCUCCUCCUGUCACCACAAAGGUCAAAGUGUGGUGCUCUUCUACUGCCAGUGCUGACACAUCUGAGACGUCCGGUGUUGGCACAAUGAGUGACCACUCCGAUGCUGACAGUGGCAAGGAUGGGCUCAACAGCAAUAAAGAAUCACCUGGCACAGACAGUGGUGCCUGGUCACAUAGUUCUGCAGACAAUAUAAAUGAGACUGAGGAGACAAAACCCAAGGAGAAUAUAAGAGGAUUUAUCUACCAAACUGUGAUAGACAGAGGACCUCUCUCUCUCUCUCUCUCUCUCUUAUGCUGUACAUUUGCAUUUACUUCCAAUACUUCUCUUCUGAUGUUUCUGCUCAAUUUUUUAAUCUCUGAUUAUAAUCUCACUUCUUUCUCCAGCCCACCCCCAACACUUUACAAAUUUGUCUCCCUAGUAUUCUUUAACUUUACCCCCACCCCUUCUCUCUCUCUGGGUACAUUAAAAAGGGGAAAAAUCAGCCAUUAG